This is a messenger RNA of Equus quagga, 1259 nucleotides long. RefSeq names its product transcription elongation factor A2 (gene TCEA2). The record is from RefSeq and is a predicted model, not a curated record. Gene Ontology annotation, molecular function: nucleic acid binding; zinc ion binding. Bases 16 to 1080 code for a protein of 354 amino acids. The transcript has 9 exons. Gene Ontology annotation, biological process: transcription elongation by RNA polymerase II; DNA-templated transcription. Gene Ontology annotation, cellular component: nucleus. Lineage: Eukaryota; Metazoa; Chordata; Mammalia; Perissodactyla; Equidae.
CCUGGGCCUCCCGCGAUGGCCUGCAUCAGGACUACACUUCCCAGAAAGCCAUGCGCGGCCGCGGGGUCUCCUGGGAGUUGUGGUCCGGACGGGACGAGUGCUCGCGAGGCGGGCGGGCGCGGGAACUACGUGUUCCAGGGUGCAGCGCGGCAGCCGCGGGGCCGGGAUUUGAACCGAGGGUCUCCAGCCCGCGGCCCGGCUGCGUCGUCUGCGGCGGGUGCGGGAGGCGGCGGGCCGGGUGCCGGCCGGAGGCGGAGGCCGGGCUGGGGGCGCUGCCCUCCAGGCCAUGAUGGGCAAGGAGGAGGAGAUUGCUCGGAUCGCCCGGAGGUUGGACAAGAUGGUGACCAAGAAGAGCGCGGAGGGAGCCCUGGACCUGCUGCGGGAGCUGAAGGCCAUGCCCGUCACACUGCACCUGCUGCAGAUGCUUCAGACGCCAAAGGCAGGGAUCGGCGGAGGGGCGGGGCUCUGCCCACAUCCUCAACAGAGGCCUGCGAAGCCAAGGAGCCCAGUCGCAAGAGGCCGGAGCUGCCUAGGACGCCGUCGACCCCCAGGAUCACGACGUUUCCCCCGGUGCCCGUCACCUGCGACGCCGUGCGCACCAAGUGCCGCGAGAUGCUGGCCGCAGCCCUGCAGACGGAUCAUGACCACAUGGCCAUCGGUGCAGACUGCGAGCGCCUAUCGGCCCAGAUUGAGGAAUGCAUCUUCCGGGAUGUGGGGAACACUGACAUGAAGUACAAGAAUCGUGUGCGCAGCCGCAUCUCCAACCUCAAGGAUGCCAAGAACCCCGAGCUGCGGCGGAACGUGCUGUGUGGGGCCAUCGCGCCCCAGCAGAUCGCGGUGAUGACGUCGGAGGAGAUGGCCAGCGACGAGCUGAAGGAGAUCCGCAAGGCCAUGACCAAGGAGGCUAUCCGUGAGCACCAGAUGGCCCGCACGGGCGGCACGCAGACCGACCUGUUCACCUGUGGGAAGUGCAGGAAGAAGAGCUGCACCUACACACAGGUGCAGACCCGCAGCUCUGAUGAGCCCAUGACCACCUUUGUCGUCUGCAACGAGUGUGGAAACCGCUGGAAGUUCUGCUGAGCCCUCAUGCACGUGUGCCUGCAGCCCUGGGCCGUGGCCAGCGCUGGCGGCCCUCCCCAUAGACAGCUUCUCUGGAGACCCACCCUCAGCCGGCCCAGGUUCCCCGGAAGCAGUGCGUCCUGCCCCCACCUGCCUGCAGCACAGCUUUCUCCCAAAUUAUUAAAUGUUUCUUUUUGCCA